Molecule: messenger RNA, 4579 nt
Organism: Thamnophis sirtalis
Lineage: Eukaryota; Metazoa; Chordata; Lepidosauria; Squamata; Natricidae
Source: RefSeq, a predicted model, not a curated record
CAUGGCAGGCGCGCUACGUCCGUAAGUUAAGGUUGCGCGAGGCUGUUGCAAGGAAAGCGAGCUUGGACGCGUUUUCCUCUUCUCAUUUCCGGAUUUUGAGUGGCCCGUGUGGAGAAAAAGAUGAGAAACCUAAAAUUAUUGAGAGCUCAAGAAUGCCAUCCAGACCGAGCUCUUGGAACUCCUCAAGGUUUCACUAUCCGCGCAGACAGAGGAACAGUGUUGAUCAGCACCGAGUAUGGAAUUGUGGAACUGGAUCCUGUUACACAGGAGGUCAUCAACAAAGUUACUUUGACAACUGAGGGUUUUCUACCAGAAGAUGGAAGCGGGUGUAUUGUGGGCCUGGAAGAUUUGCCAGAUAUAGAAUCGGUCUGUUUGGCUACAGCAAUUGGUGAUGUUAUACUGUGCAAUCUAAACACUCACCAGCUGGAAUGUGUUGGCAGUGUGGACAGUGGCCUGUCCUCAAUGAAGUGGAGUCCUGACCAAGAACUUGUUCUUCUUGCUACAGGUGAGCAGACUCUGAUUUUGAUGACAAGAGACUUUGAACCAAUUGCGGAAAGACAGAUUCACCAGGAUGAUUUUGGAGAAGGCAAAUUUAUUACUGUUGGAUGGGGUAAAAAAGAAACACAGUUUCAUGGAUCGGAGGGCAAGCAAGCUGCUCAUAGCAAGCCAAAGGAAAUAUUGCCUGCUUUACCAUGGGAUGACCAUAAACCUCGGAUCAGUUGGAGAGGAGAUGGACAAUAUGUAGCAGUGAGUGACAUUUGCCCAGGAACAGGAGCUCGAAAAGUGAGAGUGUGGAGCCGGGAGCUUAUUCUACAAAGUACCAGUGAGUCUGUCCCAGGACUAGGACAAGCACUGGCCUGGAAGCCCUCAGGAAGCUUGAUUGCUUCUACACAGGAUAAAGUAAACAAACAUGACAUUGUGUUCAUAGAACAAAAUGGGCUCCUUCAUGGUGAAUUCACUCUUCCUUUCCAAAAAGGCCAAGUGAAGGUAAAUGAGCUGCUCUGGAAUUCUGACUCUACAAUAUUGGCUGCCUGGGUGGAAGCACUGGAAAGCGACAGUAGUUGUCAAAGAAAGAUGUAUGUCCAGCUGUGGACAACAGGAAACCAUCACUGGUACCUGAAACAAAGCCUGCAUUUUGGCAGCCUGGAGGGCAGCCCACUUCUUGUAUCCCUGGUGUGGGAUCAGGAGAUUCCCUAUCGACUUCAUGUCCUCUGUGAACAGUGGAUUUAUCUUCGCUAUGAUUGGCAGUGGAGUAUUGAUCACAGCACUAGUGGAGGGGCCAAUGACUCAGCUAGUGUAGCAGUCAUUGAUGGAGGAGCUGAAAAACCAGUUGCUAUCCCCUGGAUGAAAAAUAAUGGUUCCUCUGUUCGGUUUCCAUCCCCCUGUAUGCAGACGAAACUAGCUGUAAUUGACGGGGAAGAAACCAUAUUUGGCUUGACUGACAGAUGCCGUUUUUUUAUUAAUGAUACUGAGGUUUCUUCAAAUAUUACAUCCUUUUCCAUCAGUGAUGAAUUUCUCUUAUUGACUACACAUUCCCAUACUUGUCAGUGCCUGCCUGUAAGGAACACAUCCCUGAAAGCUUUGCAAACAGGUCUGGGCAGCACUUCUCUCCCCAAAAGUGAAACUCUGCGCAAGAUUGAAAGAGGAGCCCGGAUAGUCACAGUUGUGCCACAACACACAAAGCUGAUAUUGCAGGUGCCAAGAGGAAACUUGGAAGCUAUUCAUCAUCGAGCCCUUGUUCUAGCUCAGGUUCGGAAAUGGCUGGAUAGCCUCCAAUUUAAAGAAGCAUUUGAAUGUAUGAGGAAGCUACGAGUCAAUCUCAACUUGCUCUAUGACCACAAUCCAAAGGUUUUCUUAAAUCACGUGGAAAGAUUUAUAAAACAAAUUGAUUCUGUAAAUUAUAUCAACCUGUUCCUCACAGAACUGAAAGAAGAAGAUUUCACAAAAACAAUGUACCCCCCUCUGGAUCUCACCAGUGUCAAUGAAUUGCACUCUUCCAAUAAUAAAAAGAUUAAUAUCAUCUGUGAUGCCAUGAGACAAGCAAUGGAGAACAUCAGUGCUACUAAGUACUACUUAGCCAUACUGACUUCUCAUGUCAAAAAGAGUCCUCCAGAACUGGAAACGGCCCUGCAGAGAAUUCGUCAGCUUCAAGGACAGACUUCAGAAACAGUUGGAUCUGUCAGAGUGGAAGAAGCAUUGAAAUACCUCCUGUAUCUGGUGGAUGUCAGCGAAUUGUAUGAUUAUUCAUUGGGGACAUAUGACUUUGAUUUAGUCAUCAUGGUUGCCGAGAAGUCUCAGAAGGAUCCUAAGGAAUAUCUUCCAUUUUUAAACAAACUUAAGAAAAUGGAAAUCAAUUAUCAGCGAUAUUCAAUAGACAAAUAUUUGAAGAGAUUUCCAAAGGCUCUCUACCACCUUAGUAAAUGUGGCUCAGAACAUUUUCCAGAGUUCCUAAAUUUGGUGGUUGAUCAGAAUUUGUAUAAUGAAGCCCUCAAGCUCUGUUUGCCAGGCACACAAGAAUAUAAGACUAUCAGUUAUGCCUACGGAGAAUAUUUAAUCCAGAAGCAUCUUGCUGGACAAGCUGGGCUGAUCUUCUUCCGAUGUGGUGCCUUUGAGAAAGCUCUGGAUGCUUUUCUGAUUAGUGGCAACUGGCAGCAGGCUCUCUGCGCAGCUGCUGAGCUUUGUUACACUGAAGAGAAGUUGGCCAGCCUGGCAAGGAGCAUGGCAGGAAGACUUUCUGAAAAAAGAAAAUAUGUCGAUGCAGCAGUUCUUCUGGAACAAUAUGCCAAGGACUAUGAAGAAGCCAUCCUGCUUCUUUUAGAAGGAACUGCCUGGGAUGAAGCAUUGAGAAUAAUUUACAAAUAUAAUAGGACCGAUAUUCUAGAGACCAACUUCAGGCCAUCUCUGAUGGAAGCUCAAAAAAAUCAUUUGGUGUUCUUGGAAACACAGAAAGCAGAAUUUUCUCACCAUCGUAAGCGCCUAUCUAUAAUUCGAGAGCUUAAGCAGCAAGCCCAAAAUGAACUACUAGAUCAUGAAGCAUCGAAUUGUCCUGAAUCGGAUCUCUUUUCUGAUACCAGCAGUUUGGUGACAGCCAGUGACACAAGUUCCAAAUAUACUCACAGUAAUUCAAGAAUAUCUGCACGUUCCUCAAAGAACCGCCGCAAGGCAGAACGCAAGAAACACAGCCUGAAGGAAGGAAGUCCCUUAGAAGACGUUGCACUUCUGGAGGUUUUAGGGGAAAUAGUUCGAAGUAUUGACAACUUGAAAGGUGAGAUACACAGCCUUUUAAGGCACCUAGUCCUGUAUAGCUAUGAUGAACAAGCCCAGGAAUUGCAACAGGCCUUUGAGGAUACCCUUCACUUGGUGGAGAGCUCCCUGCUUGAAAUCUGGAGCCCAGACUUGCAGCAUACCCCAGCCAACUCAAUCCUGGGUCCCAAUUCAACUGCUAAUAGCAUAAGUGCUGCCUAUACUCAACAGAAAGUGAUGGCUCCUAUAAUACAAGAUCCAGAGAUCUUUAUUGCCCCCAAACUCAACAAAAACACUCAAUGGAAGCUUGCUCUGCUCCAAUAAACUCAGUUCCACAACUAUUGUCAGGAUGAAGAUCUCUGUACAGGUAGUCCUCGCUUGCCAACAAUUGGGACUAGGAACUCCAUCACUAAGCAAUGCAGUCACAGGGCAUGAUGUCAUGGGAUCAUGCCAACUUAGUGACAGCAGUUCUAGUACUCCCGGUCACCAUCAUUAGACAAAUCCUGCAGUCACAGCAGCCCAUGGUCAUGUGAUCGCCGUUUAUAACAACUGUUUCCUCAUUGACUUUGCCUAUCAGAAGCUGGUGGCAAAUGUCGCAAAUGGUGAUCAUCCUUCAGUGUCUUAACUGCAAGUUGGUUGCUAAACCUCCAAAUUGUAAUCACCACAAGGAUGCUGUGAUGGCCAUAACCAUGAGGACCAAUCAUAAGUCCUUGUUCAGCACCGCUGAACAAGUGGUUAGUGAGUGAAGGCUACCUGCACUGAAGUACUGUUUCUCAUCAUGUAUCCUUAAAUGAAGGAUGAAUUGGCUCACAAAACAAUGUAAUUUCACCUUGUCCCAGUAAUGUCUGAUCAUGGGCUUCCUUCCACUUUUUUCUCCCAACAUUGCCUUUAAUUGCCAGAUAGCAACUCGUCAGCUUCUACUAUUGUAAAUUGUUUUUAAUAUGUUGCUUUGAACUCUUCAAACUCUUUUUAUUGCAGUUUGAUAUCUGAAAUGUUCUUGGAAAUUUUAAAGCAGGGCUACCAGUAGCACUUUAAUUUUUUAGGGAUUUUUUUUUUUAAGAUACACCACUCAGUAACACUGAGCAAGAUCUUUAUUAAUAUAUUAAGCCCUGUUUUGACAAAUUGAAUAUUGAUGGAACAUUCUUUUUCUGACAACAAAGGAGAAAGAAGAGAGGAGGGAUUAAUACAGUUUUAUUGUAACUUUUUUCUUUGAAUCUCUCACCUUUGAUUUUCUACAUGAUGAAACACCGAGUGUGAAAGUUUCCAGGGACUGAAUCAGAUACAUCAACAGAUAUGUUUGUGUGUGAAUGUUGACCAAUGCCUGUUUAGAUUUUUA